AUGGAUAAAAGCAAGAAUAGUGUAGGAGAAUCGUCCGGGUCUAAACUGAACCCGGAUGCCAAGCCCUUUAGAGCUCCAGCAAAUGUACCUCGGUUUGAAACAACCCCUAUCGAUCGUGAUAGAACCUUGUUCAUGAAAUUUUCCGCUGAUUUCCCACCAAUCUCUCAGCAAGAAAUUCAAAACUACUUUACAGAGCGAUUUGGGAACGACUGCAUUGAGAGCCUUUACGUACCCAGGCGAAAUGAAAGAGAUUCAGAGUUGGGAAUCAUUACAUUCUCUAGACCAUUGAUUCCUAUUGUGAUAAUGGGACGAUGGGAAGAAAUAGUGUUGUUUAUCUGCACUAGGCCCAUUCUUUUUAAGAGAUUCUUGGGAAGAGGUGGUGUUAAUUAA
Messenger RNA from Fraxinus pennsylvanica, 390 nucleotides. The record is from the annotation of a GenBank genome assembly. Lineage: Eukaryota; Viridiplantae; Streptophyta; Magnoliopsida; Lamiales; Oleaceae.